Molecule: messenger RNA, 1950 nt
Organism: Paramuricea clavata
Lineage: Eukaryota; Metazoa; Cnidaria; Anthozoa; Malacalcyonacea; Plexauridae
Source: the annotation of a GenBank genome assembly
AUGCACAAAACUAUCCCAGUUCCUCAAACACCUCUUGAUGUAAUGGAUUCAACGGUUUUUUCUCCCUCAGCAGUUUCUGAACUCUCACAGAUGGAAGACCCUAACAUAACGCCUCAAGAAAGGCUGAAUGUGUUUCUUGCUUCUAGAGAUGUAAGCCCCAUAAGGACAGCGAUGAACACUUCAUGGCAUGCAGCGGCAGAUCGUACAAAAAGACACUAUUUACGUAAAGCUAGGCAAGUUAUUCACGCAACACUUGAAGAAAUCGUACCAGAAAAUGCUGAAGAGCUAUUAAGAGCCGUGCAAGAAGGAAGUAUGGGCGGAGAAAGUGACUUGGAUUCAACACUUUUGGAAGUCUUGGUCGAAUGUUACGAUAAUGCAAACUGUUGGAGCAGCCGCAGACAGAUACUGUCAAUCAUGGCUGACAAAGUCAGCUUUACAACGCUUCAAAAGUGGAUCCCUGGUAUAUCACGUUAUCGGUUUUCAAUUGCACGCCACCAUCGAUUGCUUCAUGGAAGAGGAUCUGAAGUUCCUCAACGUGACCAACGGCAAACACGAAUGAGGGCCUCACCUGAACAGCUGGAUCAUUUCUUAGCGUUCAUAACGAGUUCAAGAGCUAUCCAAGAUUUACCAUUUGGUGAAAAAACUCUAAAACUAUCUUCUGGUACUGAAAUCAAGAUCCCAAAUGUAAUAAGAACCUCAAUCCCAGAACAGAUCGUAAAGCAGUAUGAGCGCUAUUGCGCAGAAAUAGGAUAUAGCUCCCCUUUAAGUCGAAGCAGCAAUCUAAGGAUACUGAAAGUGUGCUCCGCAUCGAUGCGCAAAUCGCUUCAAGGGCUCGACUAUUUCUCUGCUGAUGGGGCGAAGGCCUUUGAUGAUUUACAAGAAGUUGUCGAGAAGCUUGGAGAUCGCUACCAACGAGGAAUGUCAUGGUCGAAAGAAAUUUCAAAAAAGCUGAAGCUGGCAAAGCGCUACUUGAAAGGGGAUUAUAAGGUUAGUGGCUAACUUCCUAAUCAAUCAAAUCAAAUCUUCUGUGAUCAAAGUGUGUGUUAAUCAAAAUAUUUGGUUGUGUAAGCCCCCAUUAAAGAAAGUGAUUGCUUUGAAAUUUUUUGAUCAAUGACUUUUUAAAAAUUUAAUCACAGAAAGCUUGGAAGUGUAAACCGAGCAUAGUUAGCAAUCCAGCAUGCAAAUUCGUCCGCCAUCAUAAUAAGCGCCAUAUUUUUCUUUCAGGUACACAUAUCGUCUAGUUCAAGGAUUCCUGAUCAUUGUCGGCCCUAUGCCUUAAGCCAUGCCAGUGAUCCAGAUUAUUUGCAGUUCUGUAAGCAUAAACAUGAUCUAAUCUGCGACAGAUGCAAUCUGUUUCUUGCUGCUGUGCACGAAAUGGAGUCAGUUUUGGACGAAGAUGAUAUACCCCUAGAAGAAAAAGAGGAAAUGAAGUUCAUAGUAACCCAGGCAAAGAAGAAUAUCGAAGCUUGGAAAGCCCAUUUACUACGAUCCGUCAACCAAGAUCAGGCUCGGUUAGAUAUUCUUGACAAACUGGAUGACACUUCAGUACUCGUCAUCUUGGAUUGGGCAAUGAAAUUUAUUCCCAGAAGAUACCGAGAAAGCCAGGCCAACUGGUUCGGCAAAAGAGGUAUUUCUUGGCACAUCAGUGUAGCCAUGAGAAAGGUAGAUGGCAAACUACAAAACCUCACUCUUGUUCACGUGUUCGACAAAAGCAACCAGGACAGCUUGUAUGUGAUAGCAGUAAUAGAUGACGUCAUUUUCCUGUUAAAGCGCGCAAUGCCAGAACUGAAAUCUGUCAACUUUAGACAAGAUAAUGCCGCCUGCUAUCAUAGCUCAGCCACCGUAAUUGGAGUGCAAAACCUCGCAAGAAAGCACAAAGUGGCCAUUCGUAUAGAUUUUUCUGAUCCUCAAGGUGGCAAAGGUCCCUGCGACCGCAAAGCUGCUGUGUAG